UUUGUUUACAAAUAACAUCAAAACAAAUCAAUGCAUUUUUUGUAUUAAAUUUAAUUUAAAGUAAACAAUUGUUAAAAAAAAAUGUCCAUUAAACACUGCUGCAGUUUGUGUUGCACGGCAUGCAGUGAAUAUAAAUUAUUACAAAAUGAAGUGGGAGAUAGUAAUGAAAUCUAUGAAAUUACAGUCAAAUAUUUUGAUCCAAUGCUGCUUACAGAAGAAACAAAUCCUCUAUAUGGAGAAGAAAUUAAAGUACUUUGUCAGGAUUGUUGGUUACACAUUAAUGAUUUUCAUGAAUUUCAACAAAAUGUUAUUACCACUAGAAAUUGCCUUGAAAAAAGUCACACGAUAAAACAAUUGGAAUUGGAUAUAAAAACAGAAAAUAUUCAAGAUGAUACAACUCAUUGGGCUGAUAAAGAAAAUAUUGAUAAUAGUGAGGAGGAAGAUGUGGAGGAGGAAAGAAGUUUUGAAGAUAUUUUCAUGAAUGAGGAAGAUGAUUGUGAUAAUUUGGCAGCAGAUAAUACAAGCUCAAUAAAUGAAAAUAAUUGUAAGAUUGAUGCUGAUGAUGAGAAGCCCUUAACAAUUCUAGCAAAAAUAGCGGAUGAAGAACAUAAAUCUAUUGAAAAUAAACUAAAUAAUUCAAUUAAUAAAAAAAAUACUUUGGAAGAAGAAAAGCCUAAAACACGUAGAGGUAGAAGAGCCAAAAAUUAUACAGAAAACGCCUUAAAAGAUGGUCUUACAAAUGAAAAAAUUCCUAGCAAAAAAAGAAGAAAACUAAAAUUAACAGAGGAUACCAAAAAAGAUACAAUUAGUAAUAUAGAAAAAGGUAUCGAAUCAGAUAAGUUUAUAGCAGAAUGGAAACCAGAAUUAGAAUGUGAUCUAUGUGGUAAAACUAGUAAAUCCUUUCAAGAAUUACGGCAACAUUUUAAAGAGCAACAUAAAACGAGAGGCUAUAUUAGAUGUUGUGAGCGUAAAUUUCACCGCCGUUAUGUAUUGGUCGACCACAUUCGUUUGCAUCUAAAUCCCGAAAUGCAUAAAUGUGAUAUUUGUGGUAAACCCAGUUCCAGUCAAUACAAUCUUAAGUUACACAAGAAAAUUAUGCACGAAAGUACAGAACAAUUCGAGUGUGAGGUGUGUCAUAAAAUGUUUAAUCAAAAACCUACUUUAGAACGUCAUAUGCUGACGCAUGUUACGGGUAGUAAAGAUUUUGUUUGUCAAGAGUGUGGCAAAGCCUAUGUUCUUGAAGUCCAGCUAAAAUCUCACAUCAAGACAGUACAUAACGUAGAUCGUGUCUGCGAUCAAUGUGGCAAAACUAUACACGGAGUAGCUGCACUAAAGAAACAUCUUAUGGAACAUGCCGGUAUUAAAAGACCUAAAUUUCCUUGUGAUCAAUGUGGCACAGAAUUGAAUUCACGUAAUUCCUUAAGACGUCAUAUAGAAGCAUUCCAUCAUGAUGGUACGACUAUUUAUGUGUGUGGUAUUUGUGGUAAAGUUGCUACCAGUGAAACUGCUCUAUUAACACACAAGAAAAAUGUCCAUGAAGAAGAACGAAAACAUAAAUGCACCUACUGUGAUAAGGCAUUUAAGAGACCUAAAGUAUUGCGCGAACAUAUAGCCACACAUACGGGUCAGGAUCUGUAUCAGUGUCCUCAUUGUCCGCAAACAUUUAAAGUUAGUGCCAAUAUGCAUCAUCAUCGCAAGAAGGUACAUCCAGUGGAAUGGGAAGAGGGUAGAAAGAAUCGUUUACAAGUACCAAAAGUUAAUAUUAAUCAAGUUAAAAAUCAAGUUGUCUUAUAAUUAGUUUUUAUGAAUAAAAUAGUGCCGAAAAAAAAGUAUUUUAAAAAAUUAA
Messenger RNA from Lucilia cuprina (Australian sheep blowfly), 1846 nucleotides. Its product is annotated as zinc finger protein 708-like. The record is from RefSeq and is a predicted model, not a curated record. The coding region runs from base 82 to 1794 and encodes 570 amino acids. Gene Ontology annotation, cellular component: nucleus. NCBI's taxonomy places the organism in Eukaryota, Metazoa, Arthropoda, Insecta, Diptera, Calliphoridae. The transcript has 2 exons.